This is a messenger RNA of Cololabis saira (Pacific saury), 2801 nucleotides long. It is a transcript of the gene chst2b, whose product is annotated as carbohydrate (N-acetylglucosamine-6-O) sulfotransferase 2b. Bases 532 to 1929 code for a protein of 465 amino acids. The transcript has a single exon. The record is from RefSeq and is a predicted model, not a curated record. Gene Ontology annotation, biological process: sulfur compound metabolic process; N-acetylglucosamine metabolic process; carbohydrate metabolic process. Lineage: Eukaryota; Metazoa; Chordata; Actinopteri; Beloniformes; Belonidae. Gene Ontology annotation, cellular component: Golgi membrane. Gene Ontology annotation, molecular function: N-acetylglucosamine 6-O-sulfotransferase activity.
GAGGAGCUGCACGGGGGGGACGCGGUUUUAAACUAAAACACGCAAACACGGCGGACGCGGACAGAGCGCCGUGCUCGGGAUUCAGAGGGACUGUCUCCAUCGGGUGCUGUGCGUGAGUCUCGCCAUGUUACGUUCACGCAGAUGGCUGGGAUGAUGUGCGCAGGGAUGUCUCCCCCAGCGUGGACAAACAGGGCGUCUGCUACAAUGAAGGAGCUGCUUCCUUUCUGUUUUCAACACGGGCCACCCAGCAUCACUGCAACGCUCUCCAUGGACAACCGGAGCAGUCUUAACAUCCACCGCUCAUAUGAAGAGUAUUGCGCACUGCAGUGAAACCUGUAUACCGCCUUUUUUGUUGUUUUUGUUUUUUUGAGUUUUUUUUUUUUUUUUAGCUGGAGGGGGUGAAUAUAUUACCUAAUCAACUGGGAAGAAAUUCCUGGUCUUCAACCUGCACAUACACUCCAGAGUCUUGGUGCAUAGUCAAUGUAAAGAGCAUCAUCCAAGUGGUGAGAGCCACUCUUAAAGAGGGAACAGAUGAGAGGCAAACAAUAUCAUCAACCACUGAAGUUGACAGCACCUUGGGAGAAGGAUGCUGGCUUUGGACGGAAGCUCAAAACCUACAGGAAUCAUACCAAGAUAAUAGCACAGCCGGGGAUCGUGAUGAAAGUGCUCCGCAGAAAGAGGAUUGUGUUAUUUAUGGCCUAUUUCUUACUGCUGGUCCUCACCAUGCUCAAUUUGGCUAAUUAUAAAUGGACUAAAGAGCCCCAGCAGUGCAACCAUCAGAUGAGGAGCACCUCCUAUCAGAGCAGAUCUGACAUUCGCUUCCUUUACAGGCCCUCUCUGGCCAAAAAGAGACAGCUUAUCUACGUUCUGACCACUUGGAGGUCAGGCUCCUCCUUUUUUGGGGAGCUCUUUAACCAAAAUCCUGAAGUGUUCUUCUUGUAUGAGCCAAUGUGGCAUAUUUGGCAGAAACUGUACCCGGGGGAUGCAGUGUCUUUGCAGGGGGCGGCCAGAGACAUGCUGAGCUCCCUGUACCGCUGUGAUCUGUCCGUUUUCCAACUCUACAACAGCCCCGGAGGCAAGAACUUUACCUCCUUGGGAUUAUUUGGAGCCACCUUGAAUAAAGUGGUCUGCUCCUAUCCCCUCUGCUCAGCCUACAGGAAGGAUGUGGUGGGGAUGGUGGACGAUAAGGUCUGUAAAAAAUGCCCCCCUCAAAGCCUUAGACUGUUGGAGGAGGAGUGCCUGAAAUAUAGCACCAUAGUCAUUAAAGGAGUACGCAUUUUGGACGUGAACGUCCUGGCCCCUCUCAUGGAGGAUCCGUCCCUGGAUUUGAAGGUGAUACACUUGGUGAGAGACCCGCGGGCCGUCGCCAACUCCAGGAUCAAAUCCAGACACGGCCUCAUACGGGAGAACUUACAGGUGGUCCGCAGCAGGGACCCCAAGCUUCGCAGGAUACCGUUUGUGGAUCCCGGUCACAAAGCCAACAAGAAGGAUGGCUCAGAUUAUCACUCCAUCGGAGCCAUGGAGGUGAUUUGUGACCGCACCUCCAGGACUUUGAGGAGUGCCUUAAGCCCACCCAGCUGGCUGAAGGGAAAGUACAUGGCCGUACGGUACGAGGACCUGGUGGAAAACCCGGUGAAGACCCUGAGGAACAUCUACCGCUUCUCCAACCUCACCUCCAACCACGACAUCGAGUCGUUUGCGCUGAACAUGACCAGCGGCUCCAGUUCCUCGUCCAAGCCGUUCAUCGUCUCCUCCAGGAAUGCCACACAAGCUGCGAGUGCGUGGAGAACAGUUCUGAGCAUUCAGCAGAUCAAACAAGUGGAAGACUACUGCCACCACGCCAUGUCUGUUCUAGGGUACGAACGAGUGAGAACGGCUGUGGAGGCGAAGGACUUGAGCAAAUCACUACUGACACGCUCCAGACUGUGAGGAGAAAACAAACAAACCCCGUCACCACCAAAGACAUUUUAAUUUAACGUUCAUUCUGCUUUGAGUGCCGUUUCCUCUUAAACGUGGAAUUAAAGCUUUACUUUAAGAUGUUCAAGGAGCUCCGCUGGCCACAUUUGGAAUGUAUCACGUCUCCUUGAGUCGAGCUGCCGUUGCAUUUGAAGGGACGACUUCUUUUGUACCGCAACACUGGAUGGCUUUGACAGUGCAGGGCCUGAGAAGAAUGACUUGAUUAGUUAAGCUGCAACUAUGGGGGGGUGGAAAAAAUAAUGAAACAACUGUAUAAUUCAUGUAUCUUGUUAUGAUGACACUACAAAAUGGAUGUUUUGGGAUUAUUUUUGAAUGUUAAAACUUUUUUCAGUCUCCAUACUGUCUGUAUAAGUGAAAAUAGUGGAUAAAAGAAAAAAGACAACAGAUGAAAAAAAAAAAGUUCAUUGCUAGUGUUUAUUUUUCAGAUCUGGUUGAAGUUAUAGACAAUCAAUGAAUUGAUUUGUUGAUGUGCCAUAGUUCCAGGUGUCAUCAGAACAGCAGUAGUGCUAUUUCUAGAUUUAAAGACAUACAAAAAAACAGUGGGGUGGGGGAUUUUUUUUCCUUCCUAUGUUAGUUUUUUUUUUACAUUUUUUAAAUUUUAUUUGUUCACCAAGUCCUUGUGGGAUGAUAUCAUGCACUGUGGACGUGUCAUAAGGCUGGAAAGUCUCUCGGUGUCAGUGUGAGCAGUCUGUCCUACCAUUUAAAAUGUUUACAAAUACAAUUGCUUGCUAUUAUGGAAGAAAAAAAUCAAACAUGAUCUGAGAAUAUUGCAUUGAGUAAAAGUUCACAGUAAACAAGAGCGUUUAUGCAUUUUUGUUGAGCAA